Molecule: messenger RNA, 1049 nt
Organism: Papilio machaon (common yellow swallowtail)
Lineage: Eukaryota; Metazoa; Arthropoda; Insecta; Lepidoptera; Papilionidae
Product: putative deoxyribonuclease TATDN1
Exons: 6
Coding region: 135-1049 (304 amino acids)
Cellular component (GO): cytosol
Molecular function (GO): 3'-5'-DNA exonuclease activity
Source: RefSeq, a predicted model, not a curated record
GUUGUUAUUUAAAUCUACUUUUAGGUUAGAAUCGAAAGGAAUGGUUUAUUUAAGUAUAAUUUUAUUGUAAAUUUGUAAAUAAUUUAUAAAGUGAAUAAUAGAUACGAAUAAUUCAAAAGUGUAAAAUUAAUCCAAUGAGAAGAAUGGCUUCAAUAAGGAAAUAUAUUGAUAUCGGAGCUAAUCUCACAGAUGACAUGUAUCAGGGUGUUUAUCAUGCAUCAAAGAAGCAUGAACCAGAUCUGGACAGAGUACUGGAGAGGAGCUGGGCCAAUGGCAUGUAUAAAAUGAUCAUAACUGGAGGGAGUUUAAUUGAUAGCAAGAAAGCAAUUGAUUUGUCCUACACUGAUUCAAGAUUGUAUUCAACAGUGGGAUGUCAUCCAACAAGGUGUAAUGAAUUUAUUGAAAACCCGGAAAAAUACUUAGAUGAUCUUAGAGAUCUAAUUACAAACAACAGAGAGAAAGUUGUAGCGAUUGGAGAAUGUGGCUUGGAUUACGAAAGACUGCACUUUUGUGAAAAAAAUAUACAACUUAAAUAUUUUGAAUAUCAGUUGAAACUAAGUCGAGAAUUCAACUUACCAUUAUUUCUUCAUUGCCGAGCUGCGGCUAAUGACUUAGUGCAUAUCUUGAAACGAAACAAAGAUGACAUUGUUGGCGGAGUUGUGCAUUCAUUUGAUGGUCCGCAGGAUUCUCUUGAGAAGAUAUUGGAGUUAGGAAUGUAUAUAGGUAUAAACGGAUGUUCACUAAGAACAAAAGAGAAUUUGGAAGUUGUGAUGAAAAUACCACAAGAUCGUCUUAUGAUAGAGACUGAUUGUCCGUGGUGUGAAGUGAAACCAACUCAUCCAGGUUAUACUCAUGUUGUGACCAAAUUCCCUGCGGUCAAGAAGGAGAAAUACUCUAUAGAUUCUGGUAAUCAAGUAAAAGGUAGAAAUGAACCUGUUAAUAUUGUGCAAGUACUAGAAAUUUUAGCAGCUGUACGUAAAGAAAAUAUUGAUGAAUUGGCUGAAGCUAUUUUUAAUAAUACAAAUAAAUUGUUUUUUAGCAACAAAUAA